Molecule: messenger RNA, 2197 nt
Organism: Aspergillus pseudotamarii
Lineage: Eukaryota; Fungi; Ascomycota; Eurotiomycetes; Eurotiales; Aspergillaceae
Product: SGNH hydrolase-type esterase domain-containing protein
Exons: 2
Coding region: 327-2015 (562 amino acids)
Biological process (GO): triglyceride catabolic process
Molecular function (GO): triacylglycerol lipase activity
Source: RefSeq, a predicted model, not a curated record
UUGGUACACUUAGCUAGUACGUAAAAACACAUAGAUAAUGGUUGUAGCCUUCAUAUUGCCUCCUGAGUUGCGUUCCAAACUAUAGCCCACUAGGCUGGCUAUAGAUUCGGAUUUUGGUCUAUUGGUUGUAACCGUCACAUCGCCUUCCGAGUUAGUGGCUGACCCAUCAUACGCAAGGUUGAGUAGAGAUUCAGAUUUUGGUCUAGUGGUUGCAAAUUUCUGCUACGGGGGUUCAGGGUAAAUACAAUAAAUAGUCACCAUCAUCGCCAUGUCUCCAGAGCUGCCACUCACGACUUCUUUUGCACUUGGGGUUAUUCAAUAGCACCAUGCAUCUGAAAUAUCUCUACCUUUGGGGCUUCUUCGCGGUCUCAGGCCUGGCUGAUGACAUCAACUUUUCUGCCGCUGCCCAGUCCAUAUCUGCUGUACUGGCCGAUCCCACGUUUGUGCCUUAUACAAAGCCCAACCAGAAAAUUGAAGAGUUCAUCGCCCUCGGUGAUUCGUACACCGCAGGUACAGGCUGCAAUGGUAACGAUGAAAUAAUGGGAGGGGAUGCACUUCGUGGGAAGCGAGCCUAUCCCAUGCAAAUGUCUCAGGACAAGGACAAUUGGGCUUUUGUCAACAACGGGGACGAGACUCUCCCUCGUUUCAGCUUCCACGCCUAUACUGGUGACACAUCACAAGAGCUGGUCGUCGAGCAACUGCAGCAGGGAGCUUAUGAAGAUAAGCCGGAUCGACCACGCGGCCAGCCAUUUGGCAAACCGCAAGUUGCUGUGUUGACUAUUGGAGGCAAUGAUGCAGGGCUAUCUUCUAUAUUGAACGACUGCAUCUACAGAGCGUGGCUUCCAGGAGACUGCCAGACCACGCUCAAUGCCCUCCAGCAGGAAAUUGACAACGGGAAUCUUCGUGACAAAGUCAACUACGCGAUGUAUCAAGUAGCACGUGCAGGGCGGGAGGCCGGCGGCGCGAAUCCCCGGGAAAGCUUCCAAGUGUAUGUUCUCGAGUAUCUCACCUUCUUCGACGAUGCCCUGGAUCCCGUAUGCAACGAUUAUACCUGGGCAUAUUUUCCAUCAUGGAUGACCGACCAGCCACCCCUCACCCAGGAGCUCCGCAAACAGCUUAAUGAUAUGACCCGCAAGGUCAACGCGGUCAUCAAAGCAGCAGCUCAAGAUCUCCAGAGAAUGGGCAUCAUAUAUGUGGAGGGCCUCCAAGAUGCUUACAACGGCCACCGCUUCUGCGAACCGGGAGCCACCAAAGAGCAGACAGAAUCCAAGGUGUGGUUCUGGUCACAAUACAGCAAGAUCAAUACGCCCUCUGAAGGCCCCGGCGACCCCAAUGCGGCUGCGGUGACAGGUUACGUUGACCCCGCCCAGGAACUGCUGGACUUUGUCUUCCCCGGCCAGAACAAGGUCAUCCCCACAACACAGACCGCCGACACCUCGCCGCCGUGGGAAUGGGAUGGCGCUGAAAAGUAUGCGGACUUCGACUCGCUGCUGAGAGCUAUUAGCGCCGCCGCCGGGGAUGACGUCGAGGCCACCGUACGACCGCCGUUCCCUGUACUCCGCUCGUUCCACCCCAAGGGCACGCCAUAUACAGAGCACGCCACGGCGCUGUUUGCCGCCAUGGCAGAUAACAGAGCAGCGGUUGCAACUGGCGGUGAAGGGCAGCAGAUCGCCAUUGCGUCGUAUAUUAACCCCCUCGGAGACCCUGCUUCAUGGGAACGACUCCUCGCAUAUGACAGUAAGAAGAUCAGUGUAUUGGUUGCUAAUAUUCUAAACAGUCCAGAUUAUGUAGUUAAUAAUUCCUGGAAAUCAGUGAUUGAGCAAGCUGCGAAUCAAGACAAAAAGAUCCUCGGUUAUAUUCGGACUGGCUAUCUUAGCGUAAAUCAACAGCAAUUUACCACUCGACUAGACUCGAAAGAUCUUACAGACUGGGCUUCACAAAUUGAACAAGAUAUCGACAAGUGGUUUGAGCUUUAUAGUACUAGUCUCGGCGGUAUCUUUUUCGAUGAAGGCUAGCCAGAAUGCGGUCCCAAUAAUAUCUAUACUGAUCUAUACACAUAUAUUAACAAGUAUACAAAGAACAAACACCCCGGCGCAUUUACAGUACUCAACCCAGACUCGCCAAUAGCUCAAUAUUUUGAAAAUACUAUAGAUACACUGUUGACAUUCGAGAGCAGCUACAAGACUUAUACAAGCUC